UCCUUUUUAAAACUAAGGGGCUUGGUUUCCUCAGAUUCUUCUUUCUUCUACUUGACAAUUGACAAACUUUUAAUCUUCUUUACACUUUCUUCUUCGAUCACUCUCUCUCUCUCUCUCUCUGUAACGUUCUAUUUCGCUGCAUCUCUCCUUCUCAGAUCUUUGAUUGACCGUCUUGAUCGUUGACCCACGAAUCUGGGUCCGGUUAAAAACCCGACCAUUCUCCGGCGAGAAGCUCCAAGACUAAGAAUUUACAAAACAAAAAAAGAUUGAAUUUUUGUUGAGUGUUUGGUUCCGAGGUAUGAUGUUAACCCAAUUUGCUGGGCUCUGAAGUACAACGGAACUGAUUCUCACACGAAAACAAGAAGAAGAUGACACUUUAUAUUCGUCGCGAAUCUUCCAAGCUAUGGAAGAGAUUUUGCUCGGAGAUAUCAACGGAGUUAGGUCUUCUCGCUGAGAACUGGAAGUAUCUUCUGGCUGGUCUUAUCCUUCAGUACAUUCAUGGGUUAGCUGCUAAAGGAGUACAUUAUAUUCAUCGCCCUGGACCCACUCUCCAGGACCUUGGCUUCUUUCUUCUUCCGGAGCUUGGUCAAGAGAGAAGCUACAUAAGUGAAACCGUCUUCACUAGUGUAUUUCUUUCUUUCUUCCUGUGGACUUUCCAUCCAUUCAUCUUGAAAAGCAAAAAGAUAUACACCGUCUUGAUAUGGUGUAGAGUUCUAGCAUUCUUAGUUGCCUGUCAGUUUCUCCGUGUUAUAACUUUCUAUUCAACUCAGCUUCCUGGCCCAAACUACCACUGCCGCGAGGGCUCUAAAGUUGCCAGGUUGCCAUGGCCCAAAAGCCCUCUUGAGGCUCUCGAGAUUAACCCUCAUGGGGUGAUGUACGGAUGUGGAGACUUGAUAUUCUCAUCGCACAUGAUAUUCACGCUGGUCUUUGUCCUCACUUACCACAAGUACGGCACUAAAAGGUUCAUAAAGCUGUUCGGGUGGCUCACUGCUUUCGUGCAGAGCCUCUUGAUCAUCGCCUCCCGUAAACAUUACACUGUAGACGUCGUUGUUGCAUGGUAUACUGUGAACUUGGUGGUCUUCUGUUUAGACAAGAAAUUACCAGAACUACCAGACCGGACUACGGUGUUGCUCCCUGUAGUGUCGAAAGUCAGAAUGAGAGAAGAGAACCACAAGCUGUUGUUGAAUGGGAACGGUGUUGAUCCUGCUGCUGACUGGAGACCGAGAGCGCAAGUGAACGGGAAGAUAGAUAGCAACGGAGUUCACACUGAUAACUCUUUGAAUGGCGCAUGAAACUCAGCACCGGACUUCAGACAAGAUCUAAUAUAUGAAAACAGCAACUCAGUGGCGUCACCAAGACGACAUAUAGGUCUGGAGGUGUGGGUAAAUUUUUGUUUAUGGUCAUUGUUCCAGAAAAGAA
Messenger RNA from Brassica oleracea var. oleracea, 1419 nucleotides. Its product is annotated as phosphatidylinositol:ceramide inositolphosphotransferase 2-like. NCBI's taxonomy places the organism in Eukaryota, Viridiplantae, Streptophyta, Magnoliopsida, Brassicales, Brassicaceae. Gene Ontology annotation, molecular function: ceramide cholinephosphotransferase activity; inositol phosphoceramide synthase activity; sphingomyelin synthase activity. The record is from RefSeq and is a predicted model, not a curated record. Gene Ontology annotation, biological process: ceramide biosynthetic process. The transcript is spliced from 12 exons. Gene Ontology annotation, cellular component: Golgi membrane; endoplasmic reticulum membrane; trans-Golgi network. Bases 369 to 1292 code for a protein of 307 amino acids.